UGCUCGCUGGGAGGAAGCGGAAGCGCGCGCCUCAGGCUUGCGGCGCGGCCCAGACUGCGUUCUCCGCCGGUCAAGGCCGGAGUCCUCGGUGUGGAGCAUUCACUCUCCCGGGGCACGGCUGGCCGAUUUCCUGAAACCAGAUUUUUUUCCAUCUAAAUUCACGUCGGUUAUUUCUCUUGCUGGCUGGGUCUGUAAGCGGACGGGGAAGUAGUGUGGAGAGGCCCGUAGUGCGAAGCUGUGCGCUAAGUGCUUUGCUGAUGCUUUAAAAAUUCUUGCAACGUUCAAGUGCUGAAGAAAUUUUGGGAUUCCGCUGAAGAAGGAACCUGGAAAGUGAAAUUGCUACUUUCAGUGCUUGGGGUGAAGCAGUGCAUUCAUGCUCAGUCACUUCAGUCGUGUUGGACUCUUUGUGACCCCAUGAACUGUAGCCUGCCAGGCUCCUCUGUCCAUGCGAGUCUCCAGCUGUGUCAGCGUGUUAUGAUGCCGUCUCGUACCAACUUGGCUACUGGAAUUCCUAGUAGCAAAGUGAAAUACUCAAGACUCUCUAGUACAGAUGAUGGCUACAUUGACCUUCAGUUUAAGAAAAGCCCUCCUAAGAUCCCAUAUAAGGCCAUUGCGCUUGCUACAGUGCUGUUUUUGAUUGGCGCCUUUCUCAUUAUCAUAGGCUCCCUCCUGCUGGCAGGCUAUAUCAGCAAAGGGAUUUUGUUCUCAGAUAACAAGAUGUUUCUUCCUUUGAGCCUCAACAAACUUCUCCCACAGUUCCUAUGAGACAUUUCAAACAAAACAGAAGCAGAUGAACAUAAUGAACCCCCAGUACAUAUCCACAGCUGAACAUCAACAGUUAGUGACCUUUUGUUUCAUCUAUACCCCCAACUUUUUUUUUCCUAUGUAUACUAAAGCAAAUACCAGAUUUAUAUUUAUUGGUAAAUUAUUAUAAGUGUGCAUCUUCAGUAUGCAUCUCUAACAGUUUUUACCUAAAUCUAGGGGUAUUGUCUUAAUACAAUUUACUUUGUUUUUCUAGUCCCCUUUUUCUUGCGUCCUGAUAAAUUUAGGAACUUGCUUAGAUUUAGAUCUACUUUAGUUUUGUUUUAGAAAGAAUAUUUCAUAGGGAUGCUGUAUGUUUACUAUUACACAUGGGUUCUCAAAGCCUUUAAUAGUUUUCUUUCCUUCUGGCUCAGUACAUUAUCCCAGGCCCAUCUGUAUAUUCCCUGUCCCCCAACUUUUAAACAGCCAUUUCACUAAGGAGCUCUGGUUUCUUUAUGGGGAGUAGAUUUAGAGCUCACAAACUGGGCAUUAAUGAUGCCGUUACUAUUGGUUUUCAUUUUUUCCAGGCUUUUUCAGAGACAGAAUUAGGAAAUAAGUACCCUUUAGAAAACAAGGAAAUAUUGUAUAGACAUUGACCUGACCAAAAAGUUCUUUUGGGUUUUUCCAAAACAUCUUACAAAAAACCUAAAUGAACUUUUUGGCCAAUCCAAUAUGUCAUAAUAGCUGUAGUAUUAGAUAUUUCCCAUGCAAGUUUAAGAUUACAGUUUGAACUUAAUUUCUUUGCUUGUAGGUAUGUAUGUCUAUCCCAAUGAUAUGGAAAUAAUUUAAUCAUGCCUUAUUUGACAUUCAAUGGUUUAAAAGUAAUUGGAGAAGGAAAUGGCAACCCACUCCAGUAUCCUUGCCUGUAGAAUCCAAGGGACAGAGGAGCCUGGUGGG
This is a messenger RNA of Odocoileus virginianus texanus, 1698 nucleotides long. NCBI's taxonomy places the organism in Eukaryota, Metazoa, Chordata, Mammalia, Artiodactyla, Cervidae. The record is from RefSeq and is a predicted model, not a curated record.